UGUGAAUGUGAAUGUGAUGUCAAAGAAGACCAAAACAAGAAUCGAAAGCUUUCUCUUCAAAGGGAGAGGGAACAAGAAUCUCUCUCAAGUACGAGCGAAAUGAAGAAGGAAGACACUGUCAAAUUGAUCAGCGCUGAGGGUUUCGAGUUCGUGAUUCACAAGGAUGCUGCCAUGGUUUCUCAAACGAUUCGAAAUAUGCUUACUUCCCCAGGAAAUUUUGCUGAAUCGCAGCAUAGAGAAGUGACUUUUCCUGAGAUUAGUACCACCAUUCUCGAGAAAAUUUGCCAAUAUUUUCACUGGAAUCUUCAAUUCGCCAGCGGGAAAGAGACUGAGUUCCCUAUUGAACCUGAAUUGACUCUUGAGUUGAUGAUGGCUGCCAACUAUCUCCAUACAUGAAAUAUGUAGCCUCUAUGCACUCUUCCACCCAUUUGACAUUGUAAUCAGGGAUGAUCUAAAAUUUGGAUUCAAAAUGCCAAAUGACUUGAAUAAAAAGAAAUUGAAUGACAUUUUGUUGACCAAAUUUGGGUGAAACUAUCAAGAUAAACUUGUGCAUGAGGAAAGCUGUAUCUUGUUCUUAUUGAAUGUCCGUUUGUGAACACGAUUGAACACGAUAUCACUGAAGAACGGAAUGGGAGAGGAUUGUUGAUUUCGGAUAGAUUUGAAUAAUGGAACGGAGGAGGGUCAUCAAUCUCGAUCAUAUAAGAAGAGGAACUUUGAUUUCAGCCAGAUGUGAUCGAGGAAUAGAAGAACAGAUGAUAGUCGUCGAAAUCAUGGAAUGCAGAUCACAUUUCAUCAUUUCAUCAAAGAAUAAUAAAGAAAUCAAGUUGGAGUUAGAGAAGAAAAGGAAAUCACACUGAAGAAGAAGAAAAGAGAGAAAUGACAAAUUUAUAACUUCACUCGUCGAUAACGUCUCAUGUGUUAUUUUUCUAAAAGAAAAACUAGACCCAUUGUCAUUUUAGCCCAAAAACAGGCCCUGAAAUAGAUUUAAAGAAAGAAAGAAAGAAAGAAAAA
Cucumis melo (muskmelon) is the source of this 1011-nucleotide messenger RNA. RefSeq lists its product as uncharacterized. The record is from RefSeq and is a predicted model, not a curated record. The coding region runs from base 100 to 396 and encodes 98 amino acids. Gene Ontology annotation, biological process: ubiquitin-dependent protein catabolic process. Gene Ontology annotation, molecular function: protein-macromolecule adaptor activity. Gene Ontology annotation, cellular component: elongin complex. Lineage: Eukaryota; Viridiplantae; Streptophyta; Magnoliopsida; Cucurbitales; Cucurbitaceae. The transcript has 4 exons.